Melozone crissalis (California towhee) is the source of this 296-nucleotide messenger RNA. It is a transcript of the gene MTLN, whose product is annotated as mitoregulin. The record is from RefSeq and is a predicted model, not a curated record. NCBI's taxonomy places the organism in Eukaryota, Metazoa, Chordata, Aves, Passeriformes, Passerellidae. Gene Ontology annotation, cellular component: mitochondrial inner membrane. The coding region runs from base 1 to 177 and encodes 58 amino acids. Gene Ontology annotation, biological process: positive regulation of mitochondrial membrane potential. The transcript has a single exon.
AUGGUGCUGGAGGCGCUGCGGCCGCGGGUGGUGCGCUGGGCGCUGCUGGCCGCCUUCGCCGCCGGGGUGGCCGUGGGCUGGCAGGCGGGCCGGGCGCGCCGCCGCUUCCUGCGCUGGCGGCAGCGAUACCUCCAGCGCCGCCUCGCCGCCGCGCAGGAGAAGCUGGAAGCGGCCUGAGCCCGGCAUGGCCUGGCAGCGGGCUCCCGGGGAUCCUCCGGUGGGUUCGGCUCCUCCGGAGCUCCGGUGGGCGCUGCCCGAGCCGCUGGGAACGGGGGAAGCGCUGCUGGGGAAGGACA